ACACCGCCGAUUCCAGUAGCGCUUUUCUUAGUGCCACAGAGGUACACACAAUAUAUUGUACGGAGCCUUCGCAUCCUUUCUUCCGCCAAAUCGAGGCCAUACCUGUCAAUCAAAUCGGUUUUCCGCACGUGCGCCGCUUCCCUGAUAACAAACAAUCACACACGCCCUCAUCUGUGCACCACGAAAAGCGACCCCUGGUGUCUCUGUUCCGCUAUUUGAGAACGAUUCGCACCUGAGCAGAGAACGAGCAGGGAGUUACCGUUAAUAAAACCAUUACAGCUAUUGUUGACGUUUUCAACUUUACCUGCAACCUCAUCAGAACGACAAGACAAUGGAGACUUUAAUAGACUCUUUGGACGAGACGAUGUGGCAGUCAGUCGACGCUGCUAACCGCGGAGAUGGUUACAAGGAGUUCCACGUAAUGCGUCAACACAAACUGGUGAGUCCGGGGACGAUGAAGUACCUCAUUCAAGAGGAAGACGGCGACGCGUUCGGUGUUGUGAUCGAGGGCUGCAAGAAGGACCAUGACCCUCUCAAGGACGUUGGCACGUGCGAGAUGAUUCUGGACGCACAGCUGCAGAAGGUCGUCGCCAUUGACCUUGACGGAGACAUCGCGAAAAGGAAGUGAGACGGCGCGGAGGAAUACGUUCCGGAAAGACCAGAUCUUGUUCUAGUUUUAAAAGAAAAUCUGGACUUUAAUAGGCCUACAGACGAUUGAAUCUAUCAUGUUGAUAAAUAAUAGCUGAGAAAGAAAUACGUGUCAAAUGUUAGGCUGCGUCAGAAAAUUUUAACUUGAUAGUGCUGAUGAUUGGGAAGAGGAGUGGGGGGGCCAAUAUGUUUUAAAAUGCCCAUUACUGACGAAGUAAAAUUAAAUAUGUUGCAAUCACACAGAAACUAUAUUUGAAGGUAAUUUAUUAAGGAUCAUAUAUCGUAAUUAAGACAGUUUGUCCAAAAGGAUUCCAACAUAAUUAUUUAUACCACAUGUUUUGGUAGUUUUCAUGGAGGUUUUUUCUUUCUUUCUUUCUUUUUGGGGGGGGGGGCGGGGGGUGGGGUGGAGUGGGGUUGGUAUCCCCCUUUUAUCAAAAUGUAUUCCGCGUUUUAAAUAUUUGAAACAACCAUUGUCUUCAGUAUGAACAAAACUAUCAUUGCUUUCCUUUUGCUUUGUACGACAUGUUUUCCACGAAUCAUUUAUCAGAUUCGAAUUAUUCGCAUGCUAUUUAUAUUUUCAUAUUUAAUUAUUUUAUUGUGUAGUUAUUUAUUAGUGGAUUGUUUGACAAAUUUGCUGUGUAUGGUUUAUGAAAUUAUAUACCAUGUUCAUUGCAUAUUGUUACAUGCUUCGUCAUGAAGUUUGGUAAUUAUUUUGCAGGUGCAAUACAUAUAAGUUACAUUCACGCAUUUUAUGUCAUUGUGUAUGACAACCUUUAUUUCCUUCAUUAAAAUAUUUAUUUCGAAACCAAUAAUUUUAAACAGUAGGCCCUAUUAUUUUUACAUGUAUAAAUCCAAUUUUGUAAUAUAUACAAUUUAUAUUCACAUAUUUUAUUGUCAUUGUGUAUGACAGUCUUUAAUACAUCCAUUACAAUAUUUAGUAAGAAUCCAAUACUUAUAAGCAGUGUUAUCUUUACAUACAUGUAUACAUGCAGAUUUGCAAUACAUUCACAUAUUUUAAUGUCAUUGUGUAUGACAACCUUUAGUUCAUUCAUUAGAAUAUUUAUUUAAAUCCAAAUUUUUUAGCAGUAUUAUUUGUACAAUGUAUAAAUGCAGAUUUAAAAUUCAAAUUUUCAAUGUAUACAAGUUACGUUCACAUAUUUUUAAUGUCAUUGUGCAUGACAACCUUUAUUUCACUCACUAAAAUAAUUAUUUAGAAACCAAUACUUUUAAGCAGUAUAAUUUUUACAUGUUAUAAAUCCGAUUGUGUAAUACAUACAAGUUACAUUCACGUAUUUUAUUGUCAUUGCGUAUGACAACCUUUAAUAUAUUCAUGAAAAUAUUUGUUUAGAAUUCAAUAAUAUUAAACUCUUAUUUUACACGUAGACCUAUAAAUCUAGGAAAUAAGAUGGAAUUUAACCCAGUACAAAUAUUAAAACGAUCAGAAACAUGUUUAAUAUACAGCCACUAACAUUGUAUGCAGAAAAAUAUAUUUGAUAUUUAAUUACAGUCGUUAAAGAGUCUCUGUUAGUCGAUAACGUCUUAAACAUUGCAGCAAACUCGGGAAUGUCCCUUUAAGGCUUCAAUAAUAACUGUUACUAAUUUGUAGUACCGUUAGAUGUACAAUACUGUUCGAGACAGUCUAAAUAUCCACUACAAUGUGUGAAGAAGAAUGAUAUAUAUAUUUACAGAUGUUCUCAUGUUUAUUGUACACGUGCUUAACGUUAAACUGAAUAUACUCAGUUGUAAUAAAUAGAAAUGUCAG
Molecule: messenger RNA, 2410 nt
Organism: Gigantopelta aegis
Lineage: Eukaryota; Metazoa; Mollusca; Gastropoda; Neomphalida; Peltospiridae
Exons: 3
Coding region: 332-628 (98 amino acids)
Source: RefSeq, a predicted model, not a curated record